Messenger RNA from Panthera uncia (snow leopard), 4727 nucleotides. RefSeq names its product calcium homeostasis endoplasmic reticulum protein (gene CHERP). The coding region runs from base 625 to 3420 and encodes 931 amino acids. The transcript has 17 exons. Gene Ontology annotation, biological process: RNA processing; intracellular calcium ion homeostasis. Gene Ontology annotation, cellular component: perinuclear region of cytoplasm. Gene Ontology annotation, molecular function: RNA binding. The record is from RefSeq and is a predicted model, not a curated record. Lineage: Eukaryota; Metazoa; Chordata; Mammalia; Carnivora; Felidae.
CCGCCCCAAAGUCUUCCUUACCAAAGCGUUGGGUCGAGCGAAAGAAACUGAGCGGAAGGAUCUUGUGAAGUUCAACAAGCCCAGUUCCAUCCCCGCCAAGCCCGUCGCCUCCCGGUUCUAACGCCCGGGAAGAUGUGACCGGCGUCACGGCCCGGGAGCCUCCCGGACGCACCUCACCUCGUAGUCUUCUCACCGCAGCCUCGCGAGGAGGAAACACAGGCUUUGACCGGCGCAGGGACUCCCCAGGCAGCUGUCCAGCGGAGCACGCAACCUGCCAGGCCCUCCAGCUGCGACGCCGGCUCGGGAGAACGCCGCGGCGGCGGGUAACGGUAGUCCGCGCCUUUCCCCACGUUCCGGGGCGGAGCGCGACAGCGGCCCACUCCGCGCAAGCGCGGGAAGGCCCCUGCGCGUGCGCAUCACUAGCGACCAGUAUCGCGCGGCUUCUUCCCGCCCGCCUUCUGCCCUCCCUUCCGCGGUUUCCCGGCGACGGCCGUAAGUGGAGGGCGGAAGCCGCCCGCGAGACCAGCCGUAAACGGCUCCCUCGCGCCACUUCCGGCCGGCUUCCGCAGACGGGGCUGGUGGGCGAUCGUGAGGCGCCGGAGGACGUUCCUUGCGGCCGGAGCCAUGGAGAUGCCCCUGCCGCCCGACGACCAGGAGCUUCGGAAUGUCAUCGACAAGCUGGCCCAGUUCGUGGCUCGCAACGGGCCCGAGUUUGAGAAGAUGACGAUGGAAAAGCAGAAGGACAACCCGAAAUUCUCGUUUCUGUUCGGAGGCGAGUUCUACAGUUACUACAAGUGCAAGUUGGCGCUGGAGCAGCAGCAGCUCAUCUGCAAGCAGCAGGCCCCAGAGCUGGAGCCGGCCGCGGCCCUGCCGCCCCUGCCGCAGCCCCCGCUGGCCCCGGCUGCGCCCAUCCCGCCGGCCCAGGGAGCCCCAUCCAUGGACGAGCUCAUCCAGCAGAGCCAGUGGAACCUGCAGCAGCAGGAGCAGCACCUGUUAGCUCUCAGACAGGAGCAGGUGACAGCGGCCGUGGCCCACGCGGUGGAGCAGCAGAUGCAGAAGCUCCUGGAGGAGACCCAGCUGGACAUGAAUGAGUUUGACAACCUGCUUCAACCCAUCAUCGACACGUGCACCAAAGAUGCCAUCUCGGCCGGGAAGAACUGGAUGUUUAGCAACGCCAAGUCCCCUCCUCACUGCGAGCUGAUGGCGGGCCACCUCCGGAACCGCAUCACAGCCGACGGGGCACACUUCGAGUUGCGGCUGCACCUCAUCUACCUGAUCAACGACGUGCUGCACCACUGGGCCCUGACGCGCGGAAGGUCUCUCCCUCACAGCCAGCGCAAGCAGGCCAGGGAGCUGCUGGCCGCCCUGCAGAAAGUCGUGGUGCCCAUCUACUGCACCAGCUUCUUGGCCGUGGAGGAGGACAAGCAGCAGAAGAUCGCCCGGCUCCUGCAGCUCUGGGAGAAGAACGGCUACUUUGACGACUCCAUCAUCCAGCAGCUACAGAGCCCAGCCCUGGGGCUCGGCCAGUACCAGGCGACACUCAUCAACGAGUACUCCUCGGUGGUCCAGCCGGUGCAGCUAGCUUUCCAGCAGCAGAUCCAGACCCUCAAGACGCAGCACGAGGAGUUUGUCAACAGCCUGGCCCAGCAGCAGCAGCAACAGCAGCAGCAGCAGCAGCAGCAGCAGCAGCAGAUCCAAAUGCCACAGAUGGAAGCUGAAGUCAAGGCCACCCCGCCGCCGCCUGCCCCGCCUCCGGCCCCCACACCCACCCCUGCCAUCCCGCCAACCACCCAGCCUGAUGACAGCAAGCCUCCCAUCCAGAUGCCUGGCUCCUCUGAGUACGACGCCUCCGGGGGAGUCCAGGAUCCUGCCGCUGCCGGCCCCCGGGGCCCUGGACCCCACGAUCAGAUCCCACCUAACAAGCCCCCGUGGUUUGACCAGCCUCAUCCUGUGGCUCCUUGGGGCCAGCAGCAGCCUCCCGAGCAGCCCCCCUACCCGCACCACCAGGGCGGGCCGCCCCACUGCCCACCCUGGAACAACAGCCAUGAGGGCAUGUGGGGCGAGCAGCGUGGGGACCCCGGCUGGAACGGCCAGCGGGACGCGCCCUGGAACAGCCAGCCCGACCCCAACUGGAACAGCCAGUUCGAGGGCCCCUGGAACAGCCAGCACGAGCAGCCUCCAUGGGGCGGAGGCCAGCGCGAGCCGCCCUUCCGCAUGCAGCGGCCGCCCCACUUCCGGGGACCCUUCCCGCCCCACCAGCAGCACCCACAGUUCAACCAGCCGCCGCACCCCCACAACUUCAACCGCUUCCCACCUCGCUUCAUGCAGGACGACUUUCCCCCGCGGCACCCCUUCGAGCGGCCGCCCUACCCCCACCGCUUCGACUACCCCCAGGGGGACUUCCCCGCCGAGAUGGGACCCCCUCACCACCACCCUGGCCACCGCAUGCCUCAUCCUGGGAUCAACGAGCACCCACCCUGGGGUGGGCCCCAGCACCCCGACUUCGGCCCUCCUCCCCACGGCUUCAAUGGGCAGCCCCCCCACAUGCGGCGACAGGGCCCUCCCCACAUCAACCAUGAUGACCCUAGCCUGGUCCCCAACGUGCCCUACUUCGAUCUGCCUGCCGGGCUGAUGGCGCCCCUCGUGAAGCUGGAAGACCAUGAGUACAAGCCUUUGGACCCAAAAGACAUCCGCCUCCCACCCCCCAUGCCGCCCAGCGAGAGGCUGCUGGCGGCUGUGGAGGCCUUUUACAGCCCUCCGUCCCACGACAGGCCCAGGAACAGCGAGGGCUGGGAGCAGAACGGCCUCUAUGAGUUCUUUCGAGCAAAGAUGCGGGCGCGGCGGAGGAAGGGCCAGGAAAAGCGGAACAGUGGACCCUCACGGUCUCGGAGCAGAUCCAAGAGCCGAGGGCGCUCUUCCUCCCGCUCCAACUCAAGGUCGUCCAAGUCCUCGGGCUCGUACUCCAGGUCCAGAUCUCGCUCCUGCUCCCGCUCCUAUUCCCGCUCCCGCUCCAGGAGCCGCAGCCGGUCUCGCUCCUCCCGGAGCCGCUCCCGCUCACGGUCCCGCUCCCGCUCCAAGUCCUACUCCCCGGGACGGAGACGCCGGUCGCGGUCCAGGAGCCCCACCCCGCCUUCCUCGGCUGGUCUGGGUUCUAAUUCAGCACCUCCUAUUCCUGAUUCAAGGCUCGGGGAAGAAAACAAAGGACAUCAGAUGCUGGUGAAAAUGGGCUGGAGUGGAUCUGGUGGCCUCGGCGUGAAAGAGCAAGGGAUCCAGGACCCCAUCAAGGGGGGGGACGUCCGGGACAAGUGGGACCAGUACAAGGGUGUGGGCGUGGCCCUGGACGACCCCUACGAGAACUACCGCAGGAACAAGAGCUACUCCUUCAUCGCCCGCAUGAAGGCCAGGGACGAGUGCAAGUAGGCGCUCUGCGGGCGGGAGCCACGCCUCGGCCACCGCGUUGGCCACCGGGACCUUCCUGGCUUACUGGCAGUGACAGAUGGUAGGGACAGCUCAGUUCUCACACAGCCUCCAUCUCUGGGGAGCGGCAGAAGAGAAGGAAGGCCACAGCCUGCCUAGUGACGAGCGCCAUGCUCGAUAGCUUGGAAGGCCCCGGGCCCCGCCUGCAAACCGCUCUAACGUAGAAGCACGACCCCGCCAGGAGAUGCCCGGGCCCGUGCGGCCAGAGCCUGCUUCCCUUGACGGCGAAGUGAGAAACACGAGACCCUCCACCCCUGGAUGAGAAUCCCUGACAUCUUAAGGCACGGCUGUUUCGCACCUCUCCCCUCGGGCAGAUCUGAGCUUCUGCUUAAACCAGUAGGAGCGUGUGGAGGAGAGGCCCUGGGCGAGUGGCCCGGCAGCCUGGGAGCGGGUGUGGGGCCAGCCGGCCCUGCCCGCCCGUGCCCCGCCCGUGCCCCGACGUGCGGUGGAUGGGGAAGCUCAGGCCAGGCACUGGUUCCAAACAGAAAAACAGACCCUUUUUGAUUUGCAAAGUUACACAGGGUUCUUCUCGUUUUUACUCCAGGUCUUUAGUUUUGGAGAAGGGAAUGUUGCUCUAAGAGGAUCCCAGUGAGAAUUUGAAACCCGAUUCCUCUGAGACAUGCUGGCCCUUAGUUCAUUUAUUUUAGUUGUUUGCGUUGAAAUUUUUUCCCCCAAACGUCAGCCGUUUGCUGUACCUGCAGAAACGGAGGUUCUGAGGACACGGACCUGAGGCAUCUUCAGGUCCCAGAAUGACACCCUCGGAGAGUCUGUACCCUUAGUGUCUCGGCCUGUGUUUCCCACUUAGAGGAACCCAACACCAGCGCUUGCGUGGACCUUCCGUUCCAGGGUGUGGAGAGAGACCCCUGGCUGUGCCUCCUGCUCCUCAUUUCCCCUUGCUGCCCCACCCCCCCACAGCCACCACCAUCGAGGGAGGUGAGGCCAGGAGGGAGUGGGGUCUGCUGGGCGACGCUGGGGACGGCGUGGGACAGGCCACGCUUGGCGUCUGUGGGCAGCUCGUGCGGUGCCGUUUAUUUGUACAGAAACGUUUUUGAAAAAUUCUUUUCAAUAAGAUGCAAAGUCCUCUCCAACUUUUCAACCUGAUGUGAUAAAAUAUUUGAUUUUGUUCUAGGUUUCCUGUAGCUGUGAAUUGUUCAAACGUGUCUGAUUCAGGAUAAAACGUAAACACGUGCUGUUAACAAUUUCUUGUGGAUUUUACUGUUUUGCCUUCAAAUAAAAACUUUUUUUAAAGA